Messenger RNA from Labrus bergylta (ballan wrasse), 1467 nucleotides. NCBI's taxonomy places the organism in Eukaryota, Metazoa, Chordata, Actinopteri, Labriformes, Labridae. The record is from RefSeq and is a predicted model, not a curated record.
AGAGGCAGGCAGCAGCUGGGGAGAGAAGGAGACAGACAGACUGCGUAAAGAGGAGGAAAGAGAGACAGACCGGGGAGAGUUUUGUCUUCCACAUCAAUGGAGGUUUUCACCGCUGCAGAGGAGGAGAACUGACGGAGAGAGAAAUCCGCUCGAAAUGGCCAAAAACCAGGAAGUGGAGCGCAUCGCCAAAAAGCUGGAUAAAAUGGUGCACAAGAAGAACACGGACGGAGCUCUGGACCUGCUGAGGGAACUUAAAAACAUCAAGAUGUCUUUGGAGACCCUGCAGUCAACUAGAGUUGGGAUGUCGGUGAAUGCAGUGAGAAAACAGAGCUCAGAUGAAGAAGUUCAGAAUCUGGCAAAAACUCUCAUCAAGUCCUGGAAGAAACUGCUGGACGGUUCGGAGGAUAAGGAAAAGAAGAAGGACGGCUCUCCUGUGAGGUCGUCAUCAACCUCAAAGGACUCUGGCAGCAGCGAGAAAAGCAGUGAGAAGUCUGGUGAAUCCCCGACCACCCCGACCAACCCUACGACCCCAACAACACCCAGCAGCCCCACAAGCCCCACCCCCCAGACCCUCCCUCCUCGGAUCACCUCCUUCCCCCCAGCUCCCGUCACCACUGACAGUGUGAGGAACAAGUGUCGAGAGCUGCUGGUGGCAGCACUGCAAACUGAUGAUGACCACAAGACCAUCGGAGCGGACUGUGAGCACCUGGCAGCAAACAUUGAAGAGGAGAUCUUCCAGGAGUUAAAAGUGACAGAUAUGAAAUAUAAAACUCGUCUACGAAGCCGAAUCUCCAACCUGAAGGACCAGAAGAAUCCCGAUCUGCGGCGAAACGUCCUUUGUGGAAACAUCUCAGCCAAACGCAUCGCCUGCAUGACUGCCGAGGAGAUGGCGAGUGCCGAGCUGAAGCAGAUCAGAAGCUUGACUAAAGAGUCCAUCAGAGAGCAUCAGCUGUCCAAGGUGGGGGGAAGUGAGACUGACAUGUUCAUCUGCAACAAGUGUCACGGAAAGAGCUGCACGUACACACAGGUUCAGACCCGCAGUGCUGAUGAGCCCAUGACCACCUUUGUGCUGUGUAACAGCUGUGGCAACCGUUGGAAGUUCUGUUGAAGAGGACGAGCGUGUACAUAUUCUAUGAAGUAAAAAGUGAUUUGAAUGUGGAUUUAAAAAGAUGAAUUUAGUUUUCUUUAUUUUGUAUAAUUUCUUUAUAUAUAUAUUUAUAUAUAUAAAAGUAACAGAGCUGUAAUAUAUUUAGAGACGAAUACACUAGAUCAUGUUGUCUAUUGGUUUGAUUUGUUUUCUAUGGAGCACUUAGAGAGUUUCUUUCUUCUGCUAGAUGAAGCUUUGAACCCUCACAUUAACUCACAUUAAGGCCUUGUGGAAACAGUAGACGUGCCUUUCUUUGCCAUGUUGUGCUGACACAUAUUUUGCCCUUAACAAUUCUAUUAAAGUUCCUCUUGGAUCAAGAA